UAGAAAACAAAAAAUAUUUCCUUAUUAGCUAUUGUCCUUUUAAAGAAAGAUAAUAGGCCACAGAGAUGAAAAGACUUGGGUUCAGCUUCUAAAACUUACACUUACUAACUGGGUGAUAUGGAAUAAACCUGUUCACCAUUUUGGGUUUCAUUUUUCUCAUUUGUAAUAUGAACAUAAUGGCACACCUAUCUCACUGGUUUUCUAUGAAGAUCAAAUGAGAAGAUCAUAUGUAAAGCACUUUGCAAAACUUUAACCCCCUGUCGGCUAUUAUUAUUAUGGUGAAGCUGCUUUAUGAACUAGUGAUUUCAUUGAAGUUUAAUUAAUGCAUGCUGUUAAUACAACUGGUUGGUACAGUUGGAUAGAGCACUAGACUUGGAAUCAAGAAAACUCCUUUUUUUGUGUUCAAAUCCAGCUUCUGACACUUGCUGUGUGACCCUGCAGAAGUCACUUAAUUGUCUGUCUCAGUCCCUAUGUAAAAAAAAUGAUCUAGAGACGAAUAUGGCAAACUAUUCUGAUAUCCCUGACAGAAAGCGCCCCCCCCCCCAAAAAAAAAAAAAAAAAAAAGGAUCACAGAGUUGGAUGCAACUGAAAUGGCUUAAUUGCCACAUAUAACUUUUGAUUUACAAAGCUCUUUAUUAUUUUAUCUUAUUUGAUCUAUAUUGCAACCCUCUGGAGUCCAUAUUUAAAAUAUUGUUUUGUUCAUGUCAAAGAUAAGGAAACUGAAUCAGUGAAAUUAAAAUGAUUAGUAAAUGACAAAAUUGGAACCUGGUUCCAGGCAAGAAUUUCACAUCAAGGAAUAUGAUGUUAUGUUUCAUUCUUAUCAGUUUUUAAAAUAUUGCCUAAGCUAACUAGGUAUAGUGGAAAAAAAAAAAAGAAGUUAUCUUAGGACUCUUCCUUAAUUAUUUUUAAUUCUUCUAUUGUAAAACACUGCUUAAUAAAAAUAUUUGUGCUUCAAAGACAUACAAAAUUUUUACGUGGAAAAUAAGGAAGACAUCAUUGGUCAUAUUAUUUGAUAGAUUUUUGAUAUGGAAAUCUAAUUUUUAAAAUGAAAUAUGACACAUUUUUAUUGUAACCAUAGAGAAAAGGUGAUAUAAUUUAUAUGUUGAUAUUAUAUUUUUCUUUAUAGGCAGUUUAUUUGGUGCAGGAUUCUUUUUGAGGAGCUUUGUACAGUUCUCGGGUAUGGCAGAAGCAGUAUUGAUCGAUUUCUUUGGUUUGAAAUUGAACUCUCAGAGUAAUUGUGUGCUACUAAAAACAUUGAAAGCUGUGCAAAACCUCCAUGCCACAAAUACCAAAUUCCUUUGCAUAAUGCAUUGCCAUAAUCUCAGAUGUGAAAAUAAUGGUGAACAUGAUGAUAAUAAAAAUGAAUUGAUUAAUAGUUUACCAAUCUUUCCAGUGGGUUUUGAGGUUAUAAGUAAUUCCAGUAUGGCUGCUAUCUUAUAUAUAAUUAAGCAAAAACUUGAUGAAAAAAAUUUGACUAGCAUUAAAAUAAUGACAACACUGCAGAGGAAAGCACUAAUGAAAGUUUUUAUUCAUCAACUCUUCACUGAUGUUUACCAUUUUGAGUUUGAAGACUUACUACUAGAUUUGGGAGAAAGUCAUAUAAAAGAAUCUAUUGAAAUAAAUACUAUUACAAACCAAGAAUUAGAAGAAAUCCAGAAUGAUAUCAAAACAUAUUUGAGAAGUCUACCAGGACUGAAGGGGGAGCUCACCAUUCUCACAUCUUCCUUUAUCCCAGAUAUUUUCAUACAUGGCUUCACUACCAGGACAGGUGGGAUAUCUUACAUACCCACUCUCAGUUCUUGCAACCUCUUCAGUAGUACUAAGCGUAGAGAUCCCAAGGCUGUCGUUCAAGAAAAUCUGCGAAGAUUGGCUCAAGCGGCAGGCUUUGACCCUGAAAAAUUUCACCGUAUAAAGACUGAUCAUGCUAAUGGUGUCUGGAUAAUGGGUAGAAAAGAGCCUGAUUCUUAUGAUGGACUAACAACCAACCAAAGAGGUGUUACCAUAGCAGCUCUUGGUGCAGACUGUAUACCUUUGAUUUUUGCGGAUCCUGUUAAAAAAGCAUGUGGUGUCGCUCAUUCAGGAUGGAAGGGUACUUUGUUAGGAGUUGCUAUGGCUACUGUCAAUGCUAUGGUAGCGGAAUAUGGCUGUCGCCUGGAAGAUAUUCGUGUUGUAAUGGGCCCUUCAGUAGGACCUUGUUGUUUUACUCUUCCGAGAGAAUCAGCACAGGCUUUUUAUAAUCUUGAUCCUCAAUGUGUAAGACUAAUUGAUUCACCAAAUCCCUACGUUGAUCUGCGUAGAGCCACUAGGAUUCUUUUAGAACGGGGAGGAAUUCUUCCUCAGAAUAUUCAAGGUGAUUUUAAAUCUGAUCAGAAUCAAAAUCUUGACCUUUGUACAUCCUGUCAUCCUGAGAUGUUCUUCUCUCAUGUCCGGGAUGGCAUUAAUUUUGGGUCACAAAUGGGCUUCAUAUUAAUUAGAGAGUAAAUAUGAUACAGGCCUGAAUGCUUGCCUGGAUUGUUUUUUGGCCGCCUGUAAGACCGAUUGCAGUAUUCCAGUGGUCCUGGGAUCUCAUCAAUGUGAAUAUUCUUUCCAGUGAUAUAGAUUAUAACCCCUUCAUGCCUAUUCUUCUUGGGGUUUUAAUCCUUAUAUUCCCAUAAAUUUAUGAUGAGGCACCUGAUAGAUGUUCUUCUGGGUAUUAUAUAGAUAACCGUAUAGCAUGUAGACUAUCCAUUAGUUAUCCCUCCUUUUUGCCAUGCCAAUUUUUUUUCAGUAUAUAUAUAUACUUCUCUGAGAAUUCCUGCAUUCCCUUUCUCUUGUAUAAUUCCUUAUUUGUGAAGUGUUAGAUUGCCUUUGCACGCCAGGUCCUUCUCCAUUUCUCUUUUCCUUGUAUGAUGCUCUAUUGUAAUUCCUUGGAGAAUAUAGCAUUUCGUAACUCAUAACCUUAUACAUAACCAGAAAAUGAACUUUUUUGUUGCAGAAAGAAAUUUGGGGUCAUUUAAAAAAACUUGGCUGUUUCCCAAAGGAAAUCUAGCCCUGACCUCCCCUCAUUCUGUUCAGUUCUGGGCCCAAGUCAUUUUCUAUUUGUAGUGUUUGUCCAGGGUAUAUAUUGAGGAAGAUUCUCUCUAGGUUGUCAUCCAACUUCAUCUCAUGAUUUAGAUAAUAGGCCUUCAUUUGAGUUAUUCCUCUAUUGAUUGUUAUAACAUAUUCUUUUAAGUGAUUAUGGCUUUUAUGUAGGAGGCUUUGUCAUGUUCUACUAUUUGAUUCACCCAGCCCUAUGUAAUCUCCAAAUGAGCAUCUCCAGAAACUAAUCAUCUGUAGAGAAUCCAUCUACAUCUUUGACUCUGUUAGAUCUCCUCUAUGACAAUUAGUAUAUUUGUCAAGAACAGGUUUUUCCGUGUUUUAUGACUCAUCUGAUAUUUAUAAGAGUUGUUGACAAAAUUAUCUCUUACAUCUUAUGUAUAUUUAUCUUAUGUAUGUAAGGGAAAUAAAUUGUUUGUUGGAAGAGUCUUUAAGGUACUGUUUGCUUAUUGGAAUUAAAUGUGUUAACUGUAUUAAAUGUUUAUACUCAAGAUAGUAAAUUCAGUGGAAUCUUGUAUUCUCUUUAUCUUUUAGUCAAUUGUGAUAAUGUAAAUGUUUCCUGUGGAAUAUUAUUUGUUAAACAAAAUAAUAAAUAAAUAAAUAAAUAAACAAACAAACAAACAAA
Molecule: messenger RNA, 3700 nt
Organism: Antechinus flavipes (yellow-footed antechinus)
Lineage: Eukaryota; Metazoa; Chordata; Mammalia; Dasyuromorphia; Dasyuridae
Gene: LACC1
Product: laccase domain containing 1
Exons: 6
Coding region: 1180-2481 (433 amino acids)
Molecular function (GO): copper ion binding
Source: RefSeq, a predicted model, not a curated record